This is a messenger RNA of Cyprinus carpio (common carp), 1119 nucleotides long. RefSeq names its product uracil-DNA glycosylase (gene ungb). Gene Ontology annotation, cellular component: nucleus; mitochondrion. Lineage: Eukaryota; Metazoa; Chordata; Actinopteri; Cypriniformes; Cyprinidae. Gene Ontology annotation, molecular function: uracil DNA N-glycosylase activity. Gene Ontology annotation, biological process: base-excision repair; base-excision repair, AP site formation via deaminated base removal. The record is from RefSeq and is a predicted model, not a curated record.
GAGUGAACCUGCAUUUGCAUGACAUGGCAGAAUAACGGUGAUGUGGCAGUAUUUGUGAAGGGGUCUGAGAAACAACAACUGUCUUAAUUUACACAACUUUGGACACGUCAAAAGAAAGAGCAAGUUAGCGGUGAGAACAUGCAGCUCAGUGAGGAACAGCUGCAUCAGAUAGAGAAGAACAGACGCGCCGCACUGGAACGACUGGCCAGCAGAAAUGUACCUGUACCCGUUGGUGAAAGCUGGCGAAGACAAAUCGGGACUGAAUUUACAAAACCUUAUUUUACAAAACUCAUGUCUUUUGUUACAAUGGAGAGGAAAUGCUUUACUGUUUAUCCCAGCCCUGAGCAGGUGUUUUAUUGUACAACUUUGUGCGCAAUUGAAGAUGUAAAAGUGGUCAUUCUCGGGCAAGACCCCUAUCACCAUCCAGGUCAGGCUCAUGGUUUGGCCUUCAGUGUGCUGAGGCCUAAACCUCCUCCUCCUAGUUUGGAAAACAUAUUUACGGAGUUGAAGGAAGAUAUUGUUGGCUUCAGACACCCAGGUCAUGGAGACCUCACAGAAUGGGCUAAACAGGGUGUUCUGCUGCUGAAUUCUGUGUUGACAGUGAGGGCUCUUCAACCCACCUCUCAUGAGGGUCAAGGCUGGGAGAUCUUCACAGAUGCUGUGGUGCUGUGGCUCAGCAGGAAUCUCAACGGCUUGGUCUUUCUGCUUUGGGGCUCUUAUGCUCAGAGGAAAGGCAGAAUGAUCGACAGAAAACAUCAUCAUGUCCUUGAGACUUCACAUCCAUCACCGUACUCAGCACAAUUAGGCUUCUUUGGAUGUAGGCACUUCUCUAAAACUAACAUUUUGCUUAAAGCAUCAGGAAAGAAGCCAGUUGAUUGGAAAGCUCUCUGAAAUAAAGUUAUACCAUUGUUUCCUAAUUUUUUUUUUUUUUUUUGUAAAACAGAGAGGAACAUUAAAUAUUAUACAUUACAAUUGAAUAUUUGGCAUUGUAUAGUACAUUUAUAUUGCAAAUGGGUCACAGCUGCCCUGUUGUGAGGUUGACCUUGUAAUAAUCAUCUACAUGUUGUUAUAUUGCAAAUAAUUACAUUAUCUGGACAAUAAAUUAAUACAAUUAAUUAA